AUGUUAAUUCGUCGAACAGCCAAUUUGAUCUCUCAAUUCGUUCUUCUGCUAACGAUUUUCAAACCGAGUUUUUCCGAACUGGAUGAGCAUGAACAUACAUCUAAUCAAUUAUUCAACAUUCUCGGUACAUUACAACCCUUUCGUUCUCAAUUCUGUCAAUUCAAAUUCGAAAAUUGCAUCCAAGAUUCUUCCUAUGCUGAUCAACUCGAUAAUGAUUGUAAUAUAUAUUCACGUUUACGUGAUUGUUUUCGUUCGUUACUCGAUGAAACUCAAUGUUUAACUAUUCAAUUAAAACGUCAAUACAAAAAAGCCAAACAGAAUGAAUACGAAUCAUGCGGGAUUGCUCUGUCAUAUGAAUCGAUCAAUUCAUCUAUCUAUACCCCAUCAUCGUCAAUGAAAUUGAAUAUUAAUUAUUUAACAAAGACACAAUCGAUCUGUUCCGGUGAUCUUUUUCUUUCUCUGCUCUCGUCCACUCGAUCUCAACGUCAGACGUUCGCUAUUCACACUGCUGUAUCAAUUCAAUACAUGCUGCUCUAUGAUCAAGAUAAAUAA
This is a messenger RNA of Adineta ricciae, 552 nucleotides long. NCBI's taxonomy places the organism in Eukaryota, Metazoa, Rotifera, Eurotatoria, Adinetida, Adinetidae. The record is from the annotation of a GenBank genome assembly.